Molecule: messenger RNA, 2928 nt
Organism: Xyrauchen texanus (razorback sucker)
Lineage: Eukaryota; Metazoa; Chordata; Actinopteri; Cypriniformes; Catostomidae
Product: tyrosine-protein phosphatase non-receptor type 18-like
Exons: 17
Coding region: 168-1721 (517 amino acids)
Biological process (GO): peptidyl-tyrosine dephosphorylation
Cellular component (GO): cytoplasm; nucleus
Molecular function (GO): non-membrane spanning protein tyrosine phosphatase activity
Source: RefSeq, a predicted model, not a curated record
CAGAUCAGCGGGGGAAAGUUCGCCGUGCCAUUUCUGCUGGCUGAACAGCUUUGCAAAGACGGAACCCGUUUUGCUUUUGAUGUUAGGUGCUCCAUUCAUUUGUAAAAUACCUCAGACACAUUUGUGGGACUAGUCUGAAAGAUGCUGACGCGAAUUAACUUUUGUUGAUGAUGGAGACGCACCUGUUGCGGUUCGUGGAGCGGGUCCGGUGUCUGUCCGAUAAUGACAGCAGAGGAGAUCAACAUAUCUUCACCGAGUUCAGCUUGGUACGACAGAGAGAUGCAUCAAUGAAAGAUGAAUAUAGGUUGACCACUGAGGCAGGAAAAAGCAAAGAAAACGUGAAGAAAAACCGCUAUAGGGAUAUUCUGCCCUAUGAUCAAACCAGAGUAUGUCUGACUCCAACCACAUCUGAAUACGAGUCUGAUUACAUUAAUGCCAACUUCAUCAAGGGUGCCGUUGGGAACAGAAUGUACAUCGCCACUCAAGGCCCUCUGAGCAGCACUGUGGUUGACUUCUGGCGUAUGAUCUGGCAACACAAUGUUAAGGUCAUAAUCAUGGCAUGUAGAGAAAUCGAGAUGGGAAAGAAAAAAUGUGAGGUCUACUGGGCACCAAUCAAAGUAACAACCACUUUUGGUCCCUUCACUAUUUCAACUUUUGAGGAGUCCCGACCAAAUGAAGAAGUCGUUGUUCGGAUGUUGACAGUAAAAUAUUGUGAUGAAACUCGCAAAGUAUCUCAGUUCCAGUACAUGGCGUGGCCGGAUCAUGGAAUUCCAAACAUGUCGGAUGGCAUAUUGGGCAUGAUGGAGCUGGCACGGCAAACACAGUGCAACCAUACGGACCCUAUAGUUAUCCACUGCAGUGCUGGCUGCGGAAGAACAGGGGUGAUCUGUGCCAUCGACUAUGUCAACGAUCUACUUCUUACACAGCAAAUAAAGGAGGAUUUUAAUAUCUUGGACCUGGUGUUGGAGCUUAGAAGACAGAGACCUUCUGCUGUGCAGACUAAGGAGCAGUAUGGAUUUGUCUUUCAUACGGUUGCUCAGAUGUUUCAGAAGAUCUUGCAAGCUCAACAAAAUAAUACCAAGACCUCGGACACUCUGGACAUCAAUGUAGUCCCUCCAGAGCUGCCACUGAAAUCAGGAUUGUCUGGCAGUAUCGGCACACCUCCGAAAACAAGAAAUCCCCCUUUCAAGCCCCGGCUUUCUCAUACUCUUCCUCAGACCAGAAUGAACGACACUUACGCCAUAGUCAACAAGCCCAAGCUGCCCACCUCCACCCCCCCUUCAGUAACUGUUCAUCACUAUGACAAUGCUAAUUUAGAGCGAACCAACAACAAUGCUCUCUACAGCACAGUCAAACCUAAAAACAGACCUGGAUCUUGUAUUCCCCCUUCACUCACACCUGUGUAUAAUAGAGCAACAGCCAAUCAGAGUGGAGGGGUGGAUCCUAAAGGGGCAGACUAUGAAGGUUAUGAGAUAUUGCCAGGGCAGUUGAGGUCAUUGAAUCGAGACACACAGCCAAAAACUCACCUUUUAAGAACCACGAGUAAACCUGAAAUACACACAAGCCAGUCCUCUAUAGAUGAUGAUUAUGAAUAUGUGUCAAACCCGAUCAAGGACACCAGCAGCCUGUUUGCUCCUGGCAGUCUAGGUUUUAACUGUCGUGUAAAGAAACCCAAAGGCCCACGAGAUCCACCGGCCGAAUGGAGCCGAGCAGAAAGAUGAAACAGCGACAGGUUUCCACCUGAUCUUGUAGAGAUGCACCUAUUUUUACACUGGUAAUUUGUUUAUUCAUUUUCUUUGCACUGGGUUUUGGAUGUCUUGCCUCUAAAAUAUAUACAGUAUGAAUAUACACCACAAAUUAUGUUUGUUUUCUGUGUUUUUGUUAAUUUAAUUGUUUUAUUUACUGUUGGAAUGUAUAAUUGACUCAAUUUAUUAGAGUGUAUAUUUCUUGAUUAUUGAUUUUUGCAAUGCAAAUAGUUUACGUGUGAAUGCUUGUGUGAGAAUUUAAAGGUGUUUGUUUCAUUUUUUGUAUUAUUAUUAUUUUUUUACUUUUUUUUGUCUUUUUCAAAAUUACUAUCUAAGCAACGAAUAGGCGUCAUUAGGGUUGCAACGGUAUGAGAUUUUCACAGUAUGAUAACCGUCUCAGAAAAUAUCACGGUUUCACGGUAUCACAUAUACGGUAUUACACAAUUACUAUUAUCAGUGAAAAUGGAAGGAUUAUUUUAUUUAUAUAUUUAUUUUUGAGCAAACACUUUAUUAUAAUUGAAUCUUGAAACAAUUUAUUUUAUUGAAGUGUGUAUAAAAAAGUCUCCCUUUUGAAAGUAAAAUUAAUUGAAAAAAUAAGAAAUCUAACAGAAUUAUAAUAAUAAAUUGAAUUAUAAACAUGAUAAAAAAUAGCAUGUAACUAUAACAUGUUAUAUAACUAAAGCAUGUUAGUUUAUAUGUUAAAUGAACUACUAAAUGAAAAAUAAUAUCAGCUGUGUGAGCUUUUAAAGUAAUGUCCGAUGAUUAUUAACAGUUAACAUGUACUGUAGGUGUGCGACAGCACAGGCAGACUGGUCCUCUCUGUACAUUUAACUCACUUGUUCUCAACUUGUUUUGCUUCAGGACGCAGAUUUUACAUUGGACAUCAAGUGUCGACCUGCUAUAGAUUAAACAUAACCUGUAUUUAAUGAAUCCUAAUUUCCUUUUGUAGAUUUUCCAGUACAAGGACAUGCAUCAAGUGUCAUUAUUUUUGUUGUUGAUGUCAACGUUUGACUUUCAUCACACAACUGAAUAACACAGGCUGCAUAACUAUGAUUGAUUACUGCAAGAGUUAGAUUAACAUACAGGUGCGAAGGGACUUCAACAUUUCUAAAUUGCACAAAUAAUAAAUACAUAUACAUAUUUGUCUCUGGCUUGCUUUUGCUCGCAUGUCAAUGAUGCUGAG